AUGCAGGCCGACCUUACUUAUUCCAUCCUCGUGCUUGCUCCUCAGGAGAGGGAGGUUCCCUUGGGAAAGGCUGGAGGGUUGAAGAAGGUGGCAGUGACCCGUCCAAUCGGCUCCCCCCCCCCUGACGAGGCGGAGGACACCAGCAGGCUCGCCGUCCCCCAGGAGGUCACAGACCGCAUGCUGCGCCGCAUCCUCACCUUUGCAGGGCUGCCCGUGGCUGUUUCCAUCCUCUUCCUCCCCCUAUUCUACUUCCUCAAGGUGACACAAGGCUUCGAAAUUCCGCUGCCGGCGGUCUACUUCAUCCAGAGCCUGGGCUUUGGCGGUGGCCUGUUUGGAAUCUCCUACGGCAUCCUGUCGGCCAGCUGGGACCCCUCGCGGCCGGGCAGCACCCUGGGAGCCAACGAGUUCCAGGCCAACCUCCCCAUCCUCCUGGAGUACCUCCGACGGAAGUGA
Molecule: messenger RNA, 453 nt
Organism: Auxenochlorella protothecoides
Lineage: Eukaryota; Viridiplantae; Chlorophyta; Trebouxiophyceae; Chlorellales; Chlorellaceae
Product: Protein PAM68, chloroplastic
Exons: 2
Coding region: 1-453 (150 amino acids)
Source: RefSeq, a predicted model, not a curated record